UCACUGCGCAGCCGCGAGAGGGCGGUACCAAGGCGGCUGCGACAUGGGGGGGCGCGGAGCAGACGCCGGAAGUAGCAGUGGUACGGGUCCCACCGAGGGGUACUCACCACCGGCACAGUCCACCCGAGCCGCGGCGAGAGCCAAGGCCCGAGGGGGUGGGCGUGGCGGCCGCCGGAGCACAACACCCUCUGUUCCCUCUUCUCGCAGUGCGGCUCCGCGUCGCUCCCCUCCACCCGCUGCCAUGAGCGAGCGCCUCCGCCCCAGGAAAAGGAGAAGGAAUGGCAAUGAGGAAGACCACCACCUUCCCCCGCAGACCAAAAGGAGUAGUAGAAACCCUGUUUUCCACGAUUCCUGGGACACAGAGACAGUACCUGUAACGAAAAACAAAGAAAACAGACUAAGAGGAAACAAAGUUUUCUGCGCGUCUUCAAGCAGUGACAGUGGCGGGAGCAGCAGUGGCAGCAGCAGCAGCAGCAUCAACAGCCCGGACAGGGCCAGUGGGCCCGAGAGCAGCUUAAACCACGUCGUCACGGGGUCCAGCCCCAACACCCCCCAGCCCGUGCCCGAGCAGUCCGCACUGUGCCAAGGCCUGUACUUCCACAUCAACCAGACCCUGAAGGAAGCCCACUUCCACAGCCUACAGCACCGAGGACGGCCUCCCACAUGAUGGGCGGGCGGUUUCUUGCCUUCUGUGAAGGGACAGCGCUGUGCAGAUUUGAUAUUUCAUCUUACGAUGUUUCAAAAAAUUGCACAAAAAAAAUGCCUGUUGGCUCGUCAGUCUAUAUUUGAAAUAACAGGUUAACAGGCCGUUGUUUACUUGUGGUUUUGCUGCACUAUUGCAAUUUUAAAGGGGCUUUGAAGCAAUUUUUUAUAGGAUUCUUUUGAGGGUGGGUAUCCAAUCCAUGUCAAGGUAACGGUAUGAGGAAUCACCUGCGUGUUGAAUCCAUAGUUUGUCCAAUUCAGACUGAUUUCCAAAUCUGUCAAUUAGAAAUUCAUGUAAAAAGGCCUUUUAAAAGUGCGGGAUCUCCAAUUUUUUAAAUUCAAUAAACUAGUGAAGAGUAUAUAGUUUCCAUGAAAGAGCAUACGUUUUUCCAAAAUAUAGAAAGCUUGAUUCAGUCUUGCACUGAAAUUGCCAUACUACCUCUUAGUAUGUAGACGCCUGUUACUCUUUGUAACAGAACAGUGCGAUUCAAGUGAGACUGUGUAAGUGAGCACCCUCCCUAAUAACUGUCUUCUCUCUUUGUUAUAUAUUUGUAUUUCUAGAGAGAAUGUCUUUCAGACUCUUGUAUACCCAGAUCACCUCUGUCACCGUCAUUGCUCCAGAGCCUACAUCUCAGACCUGGUAGAAACAUUGCAAUUCCGACAGUCAAGAAAUACGUAAUGAUUUUUUGUCUUACUCAUAGACUUGUUCUGUUGGCAGCUUAUGUGGUCUCAUUGAUAAUUCCACCUUGUAGUGUCCAGAAUUAAGGCAUUGUUGAGUGCUGACAAAAUGUAAGCUAUCCGAAUCGAUGUCUAAAGUCACAAGUGUUGUGAGACUGUUGGCCAAGGAUUCACUCUAUGCUUAAACUUAACCCCCUAACAGUAACGAGGGGCCACAUUCCACCACUGAAACUGGAAAAGACGGGCAUGGCUUAGAGACAAACGAGCAGAGGCACCUUUAGUAGAAAUGAUGCAGUAGUAUUUAUUUGGAGAGUGAUGGACAUGUCCCUGUGUUAUUUGGUCAUACUAGAGAGCCAACCAAGUUUGAAUAACGAAGGUGUAGACGAGUCUUCUUCCUCACUGACAAGCUGUCUGAAUAAGGAGCCAGGAUGCGUCGGGUCAUCUGCUCGGGAGAGUGCCGGGGGGACAACCUGCCAUUGCAUGGAGAGGAAAGUGCCUUAGAGUCCACCCAGAUCCUCCCGCCUGCCCACACCCUCUGCUCCACGCGGAGUGCACACCGCACACGGCAGAUCUGAGAAGCACGGAUAGCUCGAGUUCAGGGGAUUCGAAAAGCACGUGGGGACAGCUUAACUUUGAAGAUGAGAACUAUUGCAGGAAAGGGGGAGAUACAGACCUCCUUUCCAUGAUUUGUCUUUCUACUAUGGACAGAAUUUAAAAGGUCAGUGAUUUGAAGUAGGAAUUUAGAAUUGUGGUGGGAAGUUAUUGUACAGGCCAGUGCUUAGGGAGUGGAUGGUUUGUGCAAGAAUUUUUUUUUUACUACCAUCUCCCAAGUUUUAAAACCAGAUGUUUGACAAGGAUUUUGGAUUUUAAUGGGUUUGAUGGCAGGGAAUAUGGAAAGGAUUCGUUGCUAAUAUUUUGUAUAGCAAUAAAGCAGAUAACUAAAUGCUGUAUGAAGCCAGCAUCUGAGCUCUCAAACACACAUGUAUACAACACAAUGCAGAAAUACCCAGGAUCCUCCUGCAGGCUUAAUGGAUGGUAGCCUAUUGAAACAAAACGUGUAUUAACAAGAAAUUGUAAAACUUGAGAAAGCAAAUUUCCUUUUAUUUACCACCCAAGUAAAAGAAAUAGAAGAUGAAACCUUCACUGAAACAAAUCAGGCUUUUUUUUUCCACAUAAGUAUGACAGUACUAGGUAAGCAGUCUACCCUUUUUUCUUACAAAAACUAAGGAAUAACCUCCAUCGCACUUGCAUAUUUUCUGCAGCCUUGGCAGCCUGAAAUCCGUAUCUGUUACGAGGCUACUUGAUAAGUAAAUGGACAUCUUUUCAACCUAUCAGCUCAAGCUAGUAAAACCUGUACUUCUAUAUUGCGCCGCCAUUAAAAACAGCAUUAGUGCA
Artibeus jamaicensis (Jamaican fruit-eating bat) is the source of this 2775-nucleotide messenger RNA. RefSeq names its product family with sequence similarity 104 member A (gene VCF1). The coding region runs from base 44 to 667 and encodes 207 amino acids. The record is from RefSeq and is a predicted model, not a curated record. NCBI's taxonomy places the organism in Eukaryota, Metazoa, Chordata, Mammalia, Chiroptera, Phyllostomidae. The transcript is spliced from 4 exons.